AAGUAUCCUCCAGUGAAGAGCUGUAUUCGAGGUGUUAUUUUCUUUACUGCGUUCAUAAUACGUGAAAUGGAUGUUGGUUGUGAGUUGACGUACAUUACACAUUCCGAUCCGAAAGGUUCGUUCAAUUCAUUGCCUUCAUCUCUUGUCGAUCAGUUGACAUCAGAUGAUAGCCUCACUUCAGAUGAUAGUAAUAACUGA
Anisakis simplex (herring worm) is the source of this 198-nucleotide messenger RNA. The record is from the annotation of a GenBank genome assembly. Lineage: Eukaryota; Metazoa; Nematoda; Chromadorea; Rhabditida; Anisakidae.